UUGCUGGAACAGGUGUGUUUUUGUGUGACGUGAACGUCUCUCACACUGGCAGGUCACUUCGUUCUGUUCGAUGAAGCAGGUCACAAGAAUCCGCUAAAGGCAGCGUGAGUGGUGUUAGUUAAUAAUUAUCUAACUCAUUUACUUUUUUUUUUAUUUGUCCCAACAUUUUGUUAAGAUCUUAUCUUAAAGGAACUGUCAUCUGGUGAAAUUUCCUAAAGCUGCUGUGAAUCUAGGAUCCACAGGAAUCCAACAUGAGAAAGUUAUCUCUCAAGCAUCAAGUCUGUAUCUUCAUUUCUUGGGUUCUGGUGUUUAAGUGCAGUGCUGGAGAGCGAGACUACUUCUAUGAAACGACAAAUCUCACCUGGGAGGAGGCCAGGAAUCACUGCCAGGUAUGUUUCAAAGAUUUGGUGACACUGACCCCUGAAAACAUUCAGACCAUCGCCAGGGAGCAUAACAUCACCUCUGACUGCUGGGUCGGCCUCCGCAAGAACUCCAACUCCACCAGUAACUCCACAAUGCCCUGGUCCCGCUGGGCCAACGGUGAUCACCUCCUCUUCCAGAACUGGUACCCCGGUUGGCCCGUGUUCAAAUCCCCAGAAAGAUACUUUUGCAUCCAGCAAGAGACGACAACCCCAACAACUACAAGCACGACGGACACCAUGGUCACACCUCACACUGAGACAGACACUACUGAAUUCGGGGGAUCCACCUCCGAAUACUCUACAUUGCCCACCGAUUACUCUACGUCGCCCACCCAAUACUCUACAUCGCCCAACCAAAACUCUACAUCCACCAAUGAUUCAUGGGUGAUAAACUCGCAGCCACCAGUAGAAUCAAAAUGUGUGCCUGUGCUGGAUGUCCCACGGGCUGAUACAAACUACAUCGAAGACUCUUGUGUGGCCAUGCUCAGCUUUGGGGCUUGGGUUGAAAAGAAUUGCUUGGAGGUUCUGCCUUUUAUAUGUUACGAAGACGUGCCACACAGACAACUUUUUACCAACAACAUUUACCAACACUGCACACAAGCAAAGGGUGAUAAAGAUCGUUUCUUUGGCCAUGUCAACCUGACCAACAGGACCUCCCAGAGCACCGUUCUCACAUGGCAACCCGGGCCUGGUAUCAUCAGCCAUUACCGCAUAGAGGUCAGCGUCGACAAACAAGUGACAAAUAAACAGACUGACAAUCUGACCUACGAGUUUGACAGCCUGACACCCGGCACCCGCCACUCAGUCAAGGUGUUCCCUGUUAAGUGUGGGAGAGACCUCAACCCGCAGGAGAUUGUCUUCUACACCACACCAAACAAAGUCGUAAACCUCACAGCCAUCAAUGUGACAGAAAACUCUAUCUGCCUUAGCUGGAUCAAACCAGCUGGAAACGUGGAUUUUUAUCUUAUUAAAGUCCAGGGUGAUAAAUGGCAUCGAAGUAAAGUGGAGCACCAAGAAGUCAACAUGUUGACACCUGGAACCCGUUACACAUUCACCGUCCUCUCAGGAGUCGAGGACAAUUCAACAUGGAGUGAAGAAUUCAGCAUUUCGAAAUAUACCAAGCCUGGAAAAGUAUCCAACCUAAGAGUAUUUAAUAACUCUAAGGACUCACUGGUGCUAAACUGGAUGGCACCUGAGGGGAGGGUCACGGGUUACAGGGUGAAGGCUAUGAGUCAGAGCAAUUCCAGCUUGUUUGAUGAAGAGGUGAACAAAACUGAAGUGGUCGUAGGACGCCUGCCGGCGGGCACCGAGAUCACCCUCACUGUUGCAGCACUGGCUGGAGGCUCUAGUCUGGAGGGAGACAAAGAGACAGUCGUCAACUACACCUCUCCUGGACCAAUUUCAGACCUGGUUUUGGUCACGACAUAUGACUCCCUCAAUGCCACGUGGACCCUAUCUGAUGGUAACGCUUCAUCCUACACCGUCGAGCUGCAGCUGGAUGGCCAAACUCAGGACACAAAAUCAGAAAUAAAGGAACCUACAGUACGCUUUAACAAUCUGAAGAAUUCAGCCAAUUACACAGUGGUCGUCUACGCCUUUGUCGCAGAUAUCAAAGGCCCGCCGGUGACAAGCUCCAAAUUCACUAAGCCUUCACCACCUACAAAUGUCACAGUCGUUGAUAUUAAGAAAAACAACCUCACCCUCAAGUGGACGGCCCCUGUCAACACAUCAGCAGCCACAUACUCCGUCACAAUCAACUCCAGCUUCUGGGAAUACAGCAGUUCCUAUACUUUGGAUAACAAAACCAGCCACACAUUUUAUGGCUUGAAAUCAGGGACCAAGUAUAGUUUUGAAGUGAAAACAGUGGCAGAUGGAGACUUCAGUAGCCCCGAAACAGCGUCAGCAUAUACAGUGGCUGAAAAAAGGGAAAUCAGUCUGUCUAUGUUGUGCUCUUCAGCUGAAGCCCUCCUCUGUGAUAACAGCACCACAAGGAACGAUGUGUUUGAUCAGUUGAAAGCACAUUUCAACAAGCUGUUGAAGAACGACAUUUUCUGGGAACUCACGAAGCAGGAAUCCGAAAACAUAAACACAUGAAACAAUGUUCUUUUUUCUUUCUAAUUUAAUCUUCAUCACUGAAGGUGUUUGAGACAAAUAUAUCCUGUCUUCAGUUUACUGUAUUUGCACUGCAUUUAAGGAAAUCCAAUAUUAAUCUAAAGCGUGUUAUAUAUAAAGAUGUGGUAGACUUAAUAUUAUGCUUUUGCUUGUUUCAACCCAUUUUUAUUAGAUGUUGUAUAUAUGUGACAGCUAUGAUAAAUAUAAAAAAAUACUUACUCAAUCAACAUGAUAAAAUAUUAAUUUAAAGUCAGUCACUCAGUAAGUCCAAAUUGUGAGAAACAGACAAAAUUAUUAAGUUACAAUAACCAUGGUUAUUG
This is a messenger RNA of Plectropomus leopardus (leopard coralgrouper), 2854 nucleotides long. NCBI's taxonomy places the organism in Eukaryota, Metazoa, Chordata, Actinopteri, Perciformes, Serranidae. The record is from RefSeq and is a predicted model, not a curated record.